Molecule: messenger RNA, 810 nt
Organism: Rotaria sordida
Lineage: Eukaryota; Metazoa; Rotifera; Eurotatoria; Philodinida; Philodinidae
Source: the annotation of a GenBank genome assembly
AUGUUGAAUAUUCUUGGAAAUACAGGUCUUUGUUCUGUAUCACCAAUUUGUUCCAUAUCAGAUAAAUUUCAUUCUCCAGCUGUUUUACCUUUGACAAAAAAUCUUCGAAUUUUUUAUAAUACCAUCAUUAAACAUAUUGAUAAAGAUAUUAGUGGUCGUCGUAUAACAAAAAUUGAUGCUAUUCAACGAACUUCAAGUGAAGGAGAAAAUCAAUGUCGAUUUUUAUCUGAAGAGUUACCGGAUUGGUAUUCUUAUAAUGAUAGUUUAUGGUUUAAUAUUUGUAAAUUAUCAUUUACAAAUAUAUCUGGUAGAGGUGAAUAUUCAUUAUUAGGAUGUCCAUGGACUUAUCGACAUGCAAAUACAUCAUCAACUGAUAUAAAUAUCGUUGCUGUUAAUGAUACAAUUAUUCAAAAUCGUGUUAGAGGAAGUGAUUAUGGCAGAAAAUUUCUUUUCUUGUCUCCAACUGAAUCGUCAUGUCAUUGUGAUAUUGGUUUAUGGAGAGGUGAAAUUAGUUUAGAAGCAUUAAGAGGUGGUGAGGAACAAUCGUAUGGUUGGUAUUAUUGGUUUCGUGCAAAUGCAACAAUAGAAUGGACUAAUCGAACUAUAUUUCUCAAUUCAUUAUUAUGGACGGGAACUUGUCAUGAUUUAGCUAAAAUGCCUUGUUUACGUGAAUCACGUCGUUCAAUUGGAAUAAAUAAUUUUCUAAUGAGUAUUUUAACAAUCAAUCGAAGUGCAUCUGAUCUUCAUGGAUAUAUAUAUUUCAUGAUCGUAUUUAUCUUGGUGCUUAUGAUGUUGAUAUUCAUCGAAUGA